Closterium sp. NIES-67 is the source of this 3902-nucleotide messenger RNA. NCBI's taxonomy places the organism in Eukaryota, Viridiplantae, Streptophyta, Zygnematophyceae, Desmidiales, Closteriaceae. The record is from the annotation of a GenBank genome assembly.
UGAGUUGGAGUGCUUUCUCCAACAAACGGAGACCAGUUCAGGAGUCCAGUGUCUGUACCGUUGACUUAGUGGCUGCAUCGCCACUUUUGUCCCGGAGAAGCACGCUUAUUAAUCGACAGCUUAUUCAAUUUCGUUAGCGCCUUCCGCUAAUAAAAAGUAGAAGCCUAUAUCGGCAUGGAUUCAAGCAAGCGGCCGCGUGGCCCUCCCGCAUACGCCGCCUCGUCGAAACGGCCGUUCCCCGCGCGCGGCGGGAUUCCACCGUCGCGACGCGACGAAGUAGAACGCGACGCGACGGCGAUGGCGGUGGGGACGGAGGAGGAAGAGGAGGAGGUGGACGAAGCCAUGGCGAUCGGCGACGGGGGACUCCUCGGAGGGGGCGACGAACACAUGGAAGACGACGAGGCGAUGAUGAUUAUGAUGGCGGGCGACGAGGCGGAUUCGAUCCAGAGAGCGGAGCAGGCGGCGCAGGCGGCGCAGGAAGAGGCGCGGCGAGUGGGACAGAUGGGCCAGCUGCAGCCGCUUUUAGCUAAGUGGCGGCGGCAACCGGUGGCGGAUUUCGACCCUAGAGCCUCCGACAUAGUGUUCCAGCAGCUAGACAUCGAUUACUACCUAACAUCUGACUCACCCUUCAAGACUCACUACAAGCAAUCCGCUGUGCUGCGCAUAUUUGGCGUCAACGAACAUGGGAACAGUGUGUGCGCCAUGGUGCAUGGCUUCCUGCCGUACUUCUACGUGAUGGCGCCUACGCAAUUCACAUACGAUGAUGUUGCUGCCUUCCACACCCAACUCUCGGAAAGAGGUCAGGCGAAAGGAGUGGUGGUGUUAAACGUGGAGGUGACUAAAGCGCAGGGGCUGCUGUACUAUCAAGGCCCCGAUAAGAAGACAUUCCUUAAGAUCACACUCGCUCUGCCCACUAUGGUGGCUCCGUGCAGAGCAUUCUUCGAGGGCGGAUUCGAGUGGAACGGGUCGCACUUUCCCUCCACCACCUAUGAGAGCAACGUGCUCUUUGCGCUGCGCUUCAUGAUCGACUGCCACGUCACCGGCGGCAACUGGAUAUCGCUGCCAGCUGGCACGUACCGCGUGCGCGAGGACAGGCGAAAGAUGUCAGCGUGCCAGCUGGAGGUCGAUAUUCUCUACUCCGACCUAGUCAGCCAUGAGGGCACGGGCCAGUGGUCCCGCAUGGCCCCCUUCCGCAUCCUCAGCUUCGACAUCGAGUGCAGCGGGCGCAAGGGGCACUUCCCAGAGCCCGAGCACGACCCGGUGAUCCAGAUCGCCAACAUCGUGUCCCAGCAGGGCAGCAGCGAGCCGCUGGUCCGCACUGUGCUCACACUCAACUCGUGUGCGCCCAUAGUCGGGUGCGACGUGGUGUCGUUUGAGACGGAGCAGCAGCUGCUGCUAGCAUGGAAGGAGCUCAUCCAGGCGACAGAUCCCGACAUGAUCAUUGGCUACAACAUCCAAAAGUUUGAUCUGCCCUAUUUGAUCGAGAGGGCUGAGAAGCUCAACCUGAAGACCUUCCCGUUUCUCGGUCGAAUCCUCAACACCCAGCUGAAGAUGCGGGACACCCGAUUCCAGUCCAGGCAGUACGGCACGAGGGAAUCCAAGGAGGUGACUCUGGACGGGCGGGUGCAGUUUGAUCUCCUGGUGGCCAUUCAGAGGGAUCACAAGCUCAGCUCCUACUCGCUCAACUCCGUCUCUGCACACUUCCUCAACGAGCAGAAGGAAGACGUGCACCACUCCAUUAUAGCCGACCUUCAGAACGGCGACGCUCAAACCCGCCGCCGCCUCGCCGUGUACUGCCUCAAGGACGCGUACCUGCCGCAGCGGCUGCUGGAGAAGCUCAUGAUGGUCUACAACUACGUGGAAAUGGCCAGGGUUACGGGUGUCCCCAUCUCGUUUCUGCUCGCUCGAGGCCAAAGUAUCAAGGUGCUCUCGCAAAUACUGCGCAAGGCACGGCAAAGAGGGUUACUAGUCCCCAACAUGAAGGUGCAGGGCGUGGGUGCAGCAGAUGCAACAUACGAGGGGGCAACCGUCCUGGAGCCGAAGCAGGGCUUCUAUGAACGCCCCGUGGCCACCCUUGACUUUGCGUCGCUGUACCCUUCGAUCAUGAUGGCCCACAACCUCUGCUACUGCACGCUGGUGCACAAGAACGAAGGCAUCAGGCCGCCCGACGACCUGAUCUCCUGCACUCCCACUGGAGACCUUUUCGUCAAGCCAUCAGCAGCCAAGGGCAUUUUGCCCGAGAUCCUGGAGGAGCUGCUGGCAGCGAGGAAGAGAGCAAAGGCGGAUCUCAAGAAAGCCACGGACCCCUUGGAGAAAGCAGUGCUGGACGGCCGACAGCUGGCGCUCAAAGUCAGUGCCAACUCUGUGUACGGCUUUACUGGUGCUACUAUCGGUGCGCUGCCAUGCCUUGAAAUAUCAUCCAGUGUCACUGCCUACGGGCGGCAGAUGAUAGAGCACACGAGGGCGUUUGUCGAGCGGCAAUACUCCAUCGACAAUGGCUACUCUCACAAUGCUGAUGUGGUGUAUGGCGACACGGACUCGGUGAUGGUGAUGUUUGGCGUGGACAGUGUGGAAGAGGCUAUGCGCAUGGGCAGACAGGCGGCAGAGGAGAUCUCCGAUACCUUUCCUAAGCCAAUCAGGCUUGAGUUUGAGAAGGUGUAUUUCCCCUACCUGCUGAUCAACAAGAAGCGCUACGCGGGGCUGUACUGGUCCAACUCCAAGGCAUUCGACAAGAUGGACACCAAAGGUAUUGAGACGGUUCGGAGAGACAACUGUCUGCUAGUCCGCCAGGUGGUGGACGAAUGCCUGAGGAGAAUCCUAAUGGAGCGGGACAUACCGGGAGCCGUGGCGUAUGUGAAGGCUGUGAUCUCCGACCUCUUGAUGAACAAGCUCGAUCUCUCGCUGCUGGUCAUCACAAAGGCGUUAACCAAGGGAGGUGACGACUAUGCGGUCAAGGCAGCCCACGUUCAGCUUGCAGAGAGAAUGCGCAAGCGUGACCCGGCGACUGCACCGGGCAUUGGGGAUCGAGUGGCAUAUGUGAUCUGCAAAGCACCUAAGGGCAGCAAGGCGUACGAGAAGUCAGAGGACCCUAUCCACGUGCUUGAGAAUAACAUUCCCAUCGACCCGCACUACUACCUCGAGAACCAGCUCAGCAAGCCCCUGCUGCGGAUAUUCGAGCCCAUCCUGAAGAACGCCAGCAAGGAGCUGCUGAGUGGGGCGCACACGCGCGCCGUGUCCAUAUCCACGCCGUCAACAGGUGGCAUCAUGCGAUUCGCCAAAGUCCGGCUCUCGGUGCCUGGGCUGCAAGACCCCUCUCAGCGGCAAUUCCCAAACCCUCUGUGCCCACUGCAUGGAUCGAGAGGGCGAAAUCUACCAGCGAAUCACAGCAACCGUGCGCGAGUGUGAGGAGCAGUUCGGAAGGCUGUGGGUGGAGUGCCAGCGGUGUCAGGGCAGCUUGCAUCAAGAUGUGCUCUGUACCAGCCGUGAUUGCCCCAUAUUCUAUCGGAGGAAGAAGGCCCAGAAGGAUGUUGAAGAGUCGCAUGCUCAGCUGGCCAGAUUUGACUUCUGACUGUUCCUAUAUAAGCUGUCUCGAUAUGCUGACAGCAAUAUGCCUGCUUGUACAGGGCUGCUUGUACAGGUGUAUGAAAGUGGCAAAGUGGAGUUUGAUUUUUACGAAGCGCGGUGUCCACUUGGCUGUUGGGUUUUCUGUAACGAAGUGACAACUGGCUGUUGCCCUUGCAACCGAGGGUACAACCAGUUUGCCAUCGUGCGGUGCGGAUACCAAAAGUGUAUCUUGCGGAACUGGUACCGCGUAGCGGCAUGCUCAUUGCUAAUCAAUCUUCCAGCAACCACUGGGCUCAAGCAGCAUACCACGUGUGAAAUAGUGAAUGUUUGAACUAACU